Molecule: messenger RNA, 1497 nt
Organism: Adelges cooleyi (spruce gall adelgid)
Lineage: Eukaryota; Metazoa; Arthropoda; Insecta; Hemiptera; Adelgidae
Gene: Pp4-19C
Product: serine/threonine-protein phosphatase 4 catalytic subunit
Exons: 7
Coding region: 346-1281 (311 amino acids)
Biological process (GO): double-strand break repair via homologous recombination; peptidyl-serine dephosphorylation
Cellular component (GO): cytoplasm; nucleus
Molecular function (GO): protein serine/threonine phosphatase activity
Source: RefSeq, a predicted model, not a curated record
UCAUUCGUUAUACUGUUGACUGUUCUGUUGUUGGUUUUUUUUUUGUACUAUUUACCGCAAUUCGCGGACGAUUUAUUUAUGUAAUCUAUGCGUUUAAACGCUGCUCGUUAGUGAAUUAUUGUUUUUGUCCUCAACACACUUUAAAAUCACACAUUUCUUACUAUAACCUACUAAACUACCUACCUAGUAAAUGAAAUAGAAUAACGAUGUUACCGCAAUCGAGUUCCUAAACGACGGCCGGCGGCUUCCUGAUCUCACACAUCCUACACACGGGCAGUUGGGUUAUGCAGAUAACCUAUCAUUUAGUAGGUGUGUUCUGCAACGGUCUGAUUUGCUGCUUUACACAUGUUCAAAAUGUACGACUCCAAUAGUGAUUUAGAUCGACAGAUCGAACAGCUAAAGCGUUGCGAAAUUAUUCAAGAACACGAAGUUAAAGCGUUAUGUGCUAAAGCUCGUGAAAUACUUAUCGAAGAGAGUAAUGUCCAGCGUGUUGAUUCCCCUGUCACUGUGUGUGGAGAUAUUCACGGACAAUUCUAUGACUUAAAAGAACUGUUCAAAGUUGGUGGAGAUGUUCCUGAAAGAAACUAUUUAUUUAUGGGCGAUUUUGUGGAUCGCGGAUUUUUCAGUGUAGAAACAUUUUUACUUCUUCUUGCUUUAAAAGUGAGAUAUCCAGAUCGAAUUACGUUAAUUCGAGGAAACCACGAGUCUCGUCAAAUCACUCAAGUAUAUGGUUUCUAUGAUGAGUGCUUACGUAAAUAUAAUAGUGUAGCUGUUUGGCGUUACUGUACGGAAAUCUUUGACUACCUCAGUUUGUCCGCUAUCAUUGAUGGAAAAAUAUUUUGUGUCCACGGUGGUUUAUCCCCAUCUAUUCAGACACUGGAUCAAAUUCGAACCAUCGAUAGAAAACAAGAAGUUCCUCAUGAUGGGCCUAUGUGUGACUUGUUGUGGUCAGAUCCAGAAAACACUCAAGGUUGGGGCGUCAGUCCUAGAGGUGCUGGCUAUCUUUUUGGUUCGGACGUCGUUGCCCAAUUCAACACCACAAAUGACAUUGAUAUUAUUUGUCGAGCUCAUCAGUUAGUCAUGGAAGGGUAUAAAUGGCAUUUCGAUGAAACUGUUCUCACGGUUUGGUCAGCACCAAACUACUGUUAUCGAUGUGGUAAUGUUGCGGCAAUUUUAGAGCUUAGUGAAACACUCCAAAGAGAUUUCACUAUUUUUGAGGCUGCCCCACAAGAGAAUCGAGGCAUGCCCACGAAAAAACACGCAGCCGACUAUUUCCUUUAAUACCCAAGUUCUUUAUGUAUUUAUUUUUAGUUCACAAAACAAUAUUAAAAAAAAACAACAUACAUAUUUUAAUUUAAUUUGUAUUUGUAAGAAUACUGACAAUAUAAUUAUGUAAUUUUUUAAAAUUAAAUAAUAGUUCAUCAAUUUUAUUUUAUUUAAGUUACCUUUACUUAACUAUUUAAUUCCCACAAUUAAAUAGUGUUAUUAUUUACUGGA